UUGGCCCAGGGUUUCCAUGUAAAAAUUUAAAUGAUUUCUUUGAACAUUGUAGUGGUUGUGGGAAAGAAUUUAAAAAUGAGAAUUGUUUUACCCAUCAUAUCACCUCCAAUUUCUGUAGUUCCUCCAAAAAAUGUGAAAAAUGCGGGGUUAUCUGGGAUGUUAAGGAUAAUAAUAGGAACGGAAGGGAGGGUCAUAUUUGCUCUGAGCGUUAUUGUACCACCUGCGGUAGUUACCACGAUCCUAAACGUGGGUGUUACAUCAAGCCCCUGGUCAUUAAACCCCCAAAGGCGUACCGAAUCGUCGCCUUUGAUUUUGAAACAAUGCAAUAUCGUGAGGGGGAUAAGGGUAAAAUGCACGAUGUUAACUUUAUAGGGGUAAAGGUAAAUUGUCCCGGGUGUAUCACCAAUGGACCUGCCCCUGAUUGUAGUGUUUGUGGGGAACAUAGGACUAUUACUUUCUCUACGAGACCUUUCCAAAACACGCCUGUUGACAGUCAAAAUGUCACAGAGAAUCCCUUAGAAGAAUUUGUGUCAUGGAUUAUCGAUUCUUCCGUGACAGACACGGUUGCUUUCUCACACUUUGGGGGUAGAUUUGAUAUGGUAUUAGUU
This is a messenger RNA of Meloidogyne enterolobii, 608 nucleotides long. The record is from the annotation of a GenBank genome assembly. Lineage: Eukaryota; Metazoa; Nematoda; Chromadorea; Rhabditida; Meloidogynidae.